AUGACGAAGCCGCUGCUGGAGUCAGCGAAGUUGGAGUCAGCGCAGCCGUCUCAGACACAGGAAAUCCCAGCGAUGAAGGCGCAGUUAGAGGAGGAGAAGCAGAUGGAGACAACUUCCUUGGCAGGCAAGUUCCAGGCACAGAAAUCGUGGAUAGAAAGAGCCUUCAGCAAGAGAGAAUGUGUUCAUAUCAUAGUGAGCGCCAAAGACCCCCAUAGGUGCUUCUGCGGCCGUCUGAUUGGUCAGCACGUUGGCCUGCCCCCCGGCAUCUCCUCCAGUCAGAAUGAUAAGGCGGAGCGUCUGGUUAAGAAUGACAGCCUAUCGGAGAAAUGGUCUAUCAGCAAACACACCCAGCUCAGCCCCACCGACGCCUUCGGAACCAUCGAGUUCCAGGGAGGGGGCCACUCUAACAAAGCCAUGUAUGUGCGUGUGUCCUAUGACACCAAACCAGAACUCCUGCUGCACCUUAUGACUAAGGAGUGGCAGCUGGACCUUCCCAAGCUGCUCAUCUCAGUGCAUGGGGGCCUGCAGAACUUUGAGCUGCAGCCCAAACUCAAACAGGUCUUUGGCAAGGGCCUCAUCAAGGCUGCCAUGACAACAGGAGCCUGGAUCUUCACUGGCGGGGUCAACACAGGGGUGAUCCGGCAUGUGGGUGAUGCGCUGAAGGACCAUGCCUCUAAAUCCCGGGGGAAGAUCUGCACUAUCGGCAUUGCCCCCUGGGGCAUUGUGGAGAACCAGGAGGACCUGGUGGGAAAAGACGUGGUCCGACCGUAUCAGACCAUGUCCAACCCGCUGAGCAAGCUGACUGUGCUCAACAGCCUGCACUCCCAUUUCAUCCUGGCUGAUAAUGGGACAACAGGGAAGUACGGUGCAGAGGUCAGACUGCGUAGACAGCUCGAGAAACACAUCUCCUUGCAGAAAAUCAACACACGUAUUGGUCAGGGAGUGCCAGUGGUGGCUCUGAUAGUGGAGGGGGGUCCUAAUGUGAUCUCCAUCGUGUUAGAGUACCUAAGGGACACGCCACCUGUGCCCGUGGUGGUGUGUGAUGGGAGCGGGCGCGCUUCGGACAUCCUGGCAUUUGGACACAAGUACUCUGAGGAGGGAGGGAUCAUAAAUGAGUCUCUGAGAGACCAGUUGCUGGUGACCAUCCAGAAGACCUUCACGUACAGCCGGACCCAGGCCCAGCACCUCUUCAUCAUCCUCAUGGAAUGCAUGAAGAAGAAGGAGCUGAUAACCGUUUUUCGGAUGGGGUCUGAGGGACACCAGGACAUUGACCUGGCCAUUCUCACUGCUCUUCUAAAAGGUGCCAACGCAUCGGCUCCUGACCAGCUCAGCCUGGCCCUGGCGUGGAACCGAGUGGACAUUGCCCGCAGCCAGAUCUUCAUCUACGGACAGCAGUGGCCUGUGGGUUCUCUGGAGCAGUCUAUGUUGGAUGCCCUGGUGCUGGACAGAGUGGACUUCGUCAAACUGCUGAUCGAGAACGGAGUGAGCAUGCAUCGCUUCCUCACCCUCUCCAGACUGGAGGAGCUCUACAACACGAGGCAUGGACCAUCCAACACACUACACCACCUGGUCAGAGACGUCAAAAAGGGUAACCUGCCACCAGACUACCGCAUUAGUCUCAUUGACAUCGGAUUGGUCAUUGAGUACUUGAUGGGCGGAGCUUACAGAUGCAACUACACCAGGAAGAGGUUUAGAACUCUGUAUCAUAACCUCUUUGGACCCAAAAGACCCAAAGCCCUGAAACUGCUGGGGAUGGAGGAUGACAUGCCGAUCCGGAGGAGUCGCCAGAAGACUACACGUAAGCGAGAGGAGGAGGUGGACAUUGACCUGGACGACCCUGAGAUCAACCAUUUCCCCUUCCCCUUCCACGAGCUGAUGGUGUGGGCCGUGCUGAUGAAGAGACAGAAGAUGGCGCUGUUCUUCUGGCAGCACGGGGAGGAGGCCAUGGCCAAAGCCCUGGUGGCCUGUAAGCUGUGCAAGGCCAUGGCCCACGAGGCCUCCGAGAACGACAUGGUGGACGACAUCUCACAGGAGCUGAACCAUAACUCCAGAGAGUUUGGACAGUUGGCUGUGGAGCUGCUGGACCAGUCAUACAAGCAGGACGAGCAGAUGGCCAUGAAGUUGCUGACCUAUGAGCUGAAGAACUGGAGUAAUGCCACCUGCCUGCAGCUGGCCGUGGCCGCCAAGCACCGUGACUUCAUCGCCCACACCUGCAGCCAGAUGCUGCUCACUGACAUGUGGAUGGGACGCCUGCGCAUGCGCAAGAACUCUGGGCUGAAGGUGAUCUUGGGCCUGCUGCUGCCUCCGUCCAUCCUGAGUCUGGAGUUUAAGAACAAGGAUGAGAUGUCGUACAUGCCUCAAGACCAGGACACCUACCUGCAGGAGAAGGAGGAGGAAGAGCCCGAGCCCGCCAAAGAAAAUGAGGAAGAGGACAUGGAGUUCACAGCCAUGCUGGGUAAGGUAAGCACGGAGGCGUCUCGUAAGAAGGGUGUGGGGGAGGUCCAGAAUAGACACCGGCUCAUCCCCAUGGGCCGGAAGAUCUACGAGUUCUACAACGCCCCCAUCGUCAAGUUCUGGUUUCACACAAUGGCCUAUGUGGCGUAUCUGAUGCUGUUUAACUAUAUUGUGCUGGUGAAGAUGGACCUGUGGCCCUCACCGCAGGAGUGGAUUGUCAUCGCUUACAUCUUCACCAAUGGCAUCGAGAAGAUGAGAGAGAUUCUGAUGUCGGAGCCAGGGAAGCUGUUGCAGAAGGUGAAGGUGUGGCUCCAGGAGUACUGGAACAUCACAGACCUCAUGGCCAUCCUCAUUUUCUCCGUGGGCAUGGUUCUCCGUCUCCAGGAGCCGCCAUUCAUGAGCUACGGAAGGGUCAUCUACUGCGUUAACAUUAUCUAUUGGUACAUCCGGCUGCUCGACAUCUUUGGCGUCAACAAGUACCUGGGCCCAUAUGUCAUGAUGAUCGGCAAGAUGAUGAUUGACAUGAUGUACUUUGUGAUAAUCAUGCUGGUGGUGUUGAUGAGUUUUGGGGUGGCUCGGCAGGCCAUCCUGAACCCCAAUGAGGACCCGUCCUGGAUGCUGGCUCGGAACAUAUUCUUCAUGCCCUACUGGAUGAUCUAUGGAGAGGUGUUCGCCGACCAGAUCGACCCUCCGUGUGGCCAGAAUAUCACCGCGGACGACGGGCAUGUUGUGAUUCUGCCGCCAUGUAAGACGGGAGCCUGGAUCGUUCCUGCCAUCAUGGCCUGCUACUUGCUGGUGGCCAACAUCCUGCUGGUCAACCUACUCAUAGCUGUCUUCAACAACACCUUCUUUGAGGUGAAGUCCAUCUCCAACCAGGUGUGGAAGUUCCAGAGAUACCAGCUCAUCAUGACCUUCUACGAGCGGCCCAUCCUCCCCCCUCCCCUCAUCAUCUUCAGUCACAUGACCAUGGUCCUCAAGCACCUGUGCUGUCGCUGGCGGAAGCACGACGAUGAAGAGAGAGAUUAUGGCCUUAAGCUCUUCAUCACUGAAGACGAGCUGAAGAAAGUUCAUGACUUUGAGGAGCAGUGCAUUGAGGAGUACUUCCGUGAGAAAGAUGACCGCUUCAACUCUUCGAAUGACGAGAGGAUCCGAGUGACGUCAGAGAGAGUGGAGAAUAUGGCUAUGCGUCUGGAGGAGGUGAAUGAGAGAGAACAUUUCAUGAAGGCAUCUCUACAGACCGUGGACAUCCGUCUGGCCCAGAUGGAGGAGCUGAUUGGUCGGAUUGCUGUGGCUCUGGAGCGAGUCACGGGAGUGGAGCAGGGAGAGGUCAACAAGGCCCGCUCUCGCACCUCCUCCGACUGCACAGACUCAGCCUACGUGCUGCGUCAGGGUGAGUGCCCAGAUGCAGCAUACUUUUUGCGCCAGAGCAGCUUCAACAGCCAAGAGGGGAACUCCUACCGACUCAAUGAAGGUGCAGAGGGCUCCAUGUCGCCGCCCUCCCCCACCAGUCUGGCCAUGCGCACACGCAGCCACUCUUUCUACGUGGGGGGAGGUCGCGAGCGAGCCGGGGCCGACCGGGCUCACCGUUUCCUCAAGGAGCACUCCUUCAGCCUGCAACGAGCCAAUAGUUCACAGUCGGUGGCCUUGUGCUCUGCCCCCAAGGAGUCUAAGCCCCUCCCACUGGCCACGCUGUCCGUCUCCCAGCAGCACCGCCCCUCUUCCUGCGUCGACAUCUUUGUGUCGGCAUCCGAGGAGGAGGGGCCAGCCAAGGUCUUCUUCGACCCACUGAGGAUGGCCCCUCCCCUCCGGCCUGACUCCUCGCUCCACUCGGAGAUUAUGGAGGCGGUGCUGUCGAGCGGGAGGGACUAUGGUGGAGGUAGUGGGUUGGGCGACAGACACUCUGAGGGUGGGGCCGUGUACGAAGACAGCGUGGCUGCAGACCUGUCACUAUGCUCCGCCAACCUGCUCCCAGAUAACACUGUGCCACUCUGGGAACUGGACCCCUCUCCUCCACCAUCAGCGGGCCUGCUGGAGCGCUCCAAAAGCAGCCGCUACCUGUCCACUGGCGGCGGGGGCUACCUGGAAGAGCCUCAGCUGGUCAAGUCUCACAGCCUCAUGUUCACACCGCGAGGGUGCUAUGGAGGCCUAGGGGCAGGAGUUCAGGUCAAAGCGGCUGAGUACACCAGCAUCACCGACUGCAUAGACACCAGGUGUGUCUCUGCCCCUUACUCCACCGACGACUGUUGCCACUCCCCUGGAGGCUCCACCUCAUUCCCCUUUGACAAGCCCCCUGACAUGAGCUCCUCCCACCCAGAGCGCGAGGCCGAGCUCAGCCACACAGAGUCAGAACCUGAAGACCUAGAGGAAAUGGCCCCUGCCCCCAAGCCCCGUCGCACAGGGAGUGGCUUAGGAGGGGCGAGUGGAACCCCCUUCUGCUCGCCCUUCUCCAGACUGGAACGAGCCAACAGCUGCUCCUCAGACGACUCCUCCCACCCAUCCUUGGCACCUCCUCCCCACAGAAAAAGCCUGUCGGUCAGUGAGAGGAUGGAGAGGGGUGCAGACCAUGGGGUUCUGGGGGAACCCAGGAACCCCUUCCUGAGGAGCAAGUCUGGGGUGCGGCCUGACGCCAAGACAGACAGCCUCUCCAUGAGGAAGCUGACCACCCCCUCUGCGUUCCGCAGCUUCCACAGUAGACACAACUACACGUGACAAUUAUGAAGGGAACAACAAUGGGACAGGGCACAUUCUGUUAUACAGGACCAUAGGGCUGGCUGGGGGGAAAGCAAGGUCUAUGGGGAGGGAACCUGCCAGUCUUAAACAAAGUGCUAUGAAGCUAGGGUAAUUCUUACCUCCUCCUCAAGCUGACUCUCAUUGCGUGUUUGGUAAUGGAGGCUAUGUACCGUGUCUGUCUACCAUUUUUUUUUGUCAAGUCAACACACUAAUGCAUCACAUGUCACAGAACACUAGUCUAGUCCACAUAGAAAGUAUAGAGAAAAAAAAUCUACUAAUAACAGGUUAGUCAGAGUCUUUAGAAAAUGAUCAACUUGACCACCUGACAAUAUAUGACUGUAGGUCAGUAUUGCCAAAUUUCCUCAGGUUCUCCUUAUUUUCUCUUUGCCCUUAAACCGCCCAUACCCAUGGAUAUGACUCUUUGCUUUUGUGCUUCCACCACAGACAUAGCACUGCAUUCUACUGUAACUGCAUGCUACAACAGCAGCAUAAUUUGUAACCUAGUCUCCAGGGUAAAUGUACGUAUCGCAUAUAAGCCUGGAACGCCAACUACUCAAAUCUGGCCUAUGUGGUAUUGAAAAAUAGUCAUGGCUCCGAAUAAAAAAAAGGUGUUCGGAGAGAGGUGAUUGAUUUGAAAUAAAGCCAAUGGCUAUGGGUCAGGACUUUUUCCUGAUUGUUCUAUUGGGUUAAUGAAGGCCAUGUUGGAAGCUUUGGUCCACCAGACCAUCUGAACAUUAGGGGGAAGGGUCAGGUGAACUAGAUUACAGCAGUAGUGGUGUAGGUUGAACAAACUGGUGGUGCAGGUUGAAUUUCUGGAUAUAAUAGGGCUCUAUUAUGUAUAAUGUAUGUCCCUGAUUUAAAGUCCAUGCACACUGACAGUCAGGUAGCAUUGACCCAACAGAGUUCCAGGGCACUAAAAUAUAUUACCUACAUGACCUCAGUAAUAAGGAAGAUGGAAUAUUUAGUUAAAUGUAGACUCAUCGUAAGUGCGUAUCUAUUUACUUGCGUUGUCCAAUCCCCAGUCAUGUGGGUUUAUUGUCACUGUGGCCUACAGUGUAGAGGAGUAAACACGCACACACACAUAAUCAUACAUGCACUCAAGGUGUAUGGAAUGGGUGAAGAAAAUCCAAAACAAUUCCUCUAAUGUAACCGAUUGUUUGGUAGCACCAGCACCAUCCCAAUGUUAUAAGUAUUUCCCUUAGAUUGCCUUUUCUCAUUAAAAAAAAACUCAGAACUGGACACAAGAGGGAGCUGUGACCCUAUUUGGAGAGUCCUUCAUCCUAAGCAGUAUGCCCACUAUGAAAUUGCAACACUUCAAAAUCAAAACGAUUAAAGUAGCCUUUUUAGCAACCAAACAUCAUACAUGACAUCAUACAUGACUGGUAAUAAUACCCAUUCCUUUCAUUUUUGUGGCAGCAGCAUUCUGUUGCUUGGGUCUGACAUCAGUCUCAAGUAGCCAGACAUUAUAAUCUCCUGUUCGGUAUGAAUAGUGAGCUUCAAGAUGAGAAGGCUGGAAAGCUAGACAGACACUAACAUUCUUACCGUCCUUCUUACCUUUUUUUUGCAGUCAUUCAUGAUUUCUUCUAUUCAAAUUGAAGCACCAGACUGACCAAUGUAAUCACCUAGAAUGCUUAAACUUAAACCGGCAGAAAAUUGUCUGCAAAAAUGUGUAGGACUACAGAAUACUGUGUGUAUGAGUAGGCUAGAAGAGAAUGGUUGGAGAACUGAAUUCCACAAGAUGGAGUUAUUUGAAACAUUUGCAAAAGAGUCAGCUCUAUGAAUCGUAUGCAUUUUAUGAGAGGUAGAGACACCUUUCAAGUUAAUAUAAAAAAGAAAUGGCAGAGAACCAGUGUGUUUUUUUUUUUAUCCCUUAAUUUAUUACAACGCAUAAUAAUCUGACUGGUGUGGAAUGCCUGUUACCACAUGUUUGUAAAGAUGGAACUAGAUGAGUAACAUUUACAUCACAGGUUCUCAAAAAAUAAGAUACGUUUGUGUUUUAUAUUUGAUCAGUGUUACAUCACUUUAAUUGAAUUACAUUGCAAUUGUUUUGAUUGCUUAUAUUGACCUAUUUUUUUUGCUUACAAUGAAUAAUUGAAUGGCUGUUUGAAAUACGAACUGACUAUUUAUACCUUCUCAGUGCUAUUUUGUCAAAUUUAAAGUAUUGAAUUAUUACAAGCUUUUAACAUGUAUAAAAGGUGUCACCUAUAAGCACUGAUGUAUUAUAUGGUUUACUUAAUAUAUCAUGUGAUUAAUUACUAUAGUGUACAUUGCAAUCACAAGUAUUGAAUCAUUUGUUUAUAUUGUAUGUUCUUGAGCAGCUGUCAAAGAGAAAGAAAAAUAUAUUUUUUAAUGUAAGUUGGAUAUUUUAAAGCAAUACUCCUCUACAAGCAUUACCAAACUGAGGGUGCCUUUCAAGCAUGGAGUGGCUAUUUGAAAUUCACAGUAAUUAAAACAUUUACAUGAAAUCUGCACAUUAAUUUUGUUUGUAACUUUUCUCGCGAAUCUAGUUACACAAUUAGGACCCAUGGUAUUCUUUUCCUGAAUUUCUUAACUGUGGGGAUAAUGCAGUCCAAGUGGUUACAGCGUUUUGUCGUACACUGGAUAAAAACAUUGAUUUCAAUGUGCAAGACCUAGGAGACAGACCUAGGAGAAAGACCUAGGAGGUGACACUGGCACUCUUUGCCUUUUGAUAGUUUUUUUUUUUUG
Molecule: messenger RNA, 7890 nt
Organism: Oncorhynchus tshawytscha (Chinook salmon)
Lineage: Eukaryota; Metazoa; Chordata; Actinopteri; Salmoniformes; Salmonidae
Product: transient receptor potential cation channel subfamily M member 3
Exons: 26
Coding region: 1-5163 (1720 amino acids)
Biological process (GO): protein tetramerization; monoatomic cation transmembrane transport
Cellular component (GO): membrane
Molecular function (GO): monoatomic cation channel activity
Source: RefSeq, a predicted model, not a curated record